Molecule: messenger RNA, 513 nt
Organism: Perkinsus marinus ATCC 50983
Lineage: Eukaryota; Perkinsozoa; Perkinsida; Perkinsidae
Exons: 6
Coding region: 1-513 (170 amino acids)
Source: RefSeq, a predicted model, not a curated record
AUGGGAGGCCCGGUGGUUGAGUCGCAGAUGCUGCGCUCGCUGGCGAGUAUAGAGUAUCGUGAAUACAAAGAGGAAGAUAACAUGUCCUUCUUGGUGGAUGACUCCAAUCCUGUGGAUUGUGAUAUAUUUCACUGUUGGGUCGCAGUGCAGAGUGGAACUAGAGUGGUCAUCGGCGUGGUGGUUAUGUCUAUCCCUAAGCCCGGUGUUCCAGAUGAUGCCAGAAAAGCGAUCAACGCAAAACGGCCGAAAGGAUGCAAGCACCCGGGUGGGGCCGUCGGCUUCAUCUAUAAGGUGAUAAUCUCCGAACUAUGGAAGGCUGACGGAAUCGACGCGAAACUUCUAUUAAAGGUCUUCGAAGACCUCCCUAGAGUUCAGCGGAGUUGGGAUGUCGUCUACACCUAUAUAAACCCUGCGAAUUUUGCUCGAAUUAUCCUGUAUGAAAAACUCGAGUUUAUGAAAAUAAUGGACAAAGUUGGAGGAAACCUUGUAGCUUAUGCCCGCUUCAACACUUGA